UUAAACGCGACAUGCCGGAUAUGUCUGUUUACUUUACCUGAAAUUCAUCAACCCUUACAUUAGAUACAUAUUUACAGUUUCACUAGUGCUUCUGCAAAUUGUGUUAUAUAUUUGUUUGGAAAUUUUUACGUUUCAUUGAGUUCAUUUAUGUAUUUUGCAAAUUCCGAUUUUUGGUUGGUUAGCCUAUUUCGAACACUGAUUACCCAGCUACCAUUGGAUUGCUUCUGCAACCGUUGUUCUGUCUGUAGGUUAGCUAGCUAGCUGGCUUCCUAGGGACCGAAAAUUGUAUUGUUACCGCGACAGAUAAGUUAGCGUCAGCUGACACCAGAAGUUCCAGACAUCUAAUAAACGGUGACUAGUCGUAGCAUAGGUGCAUUCGGACACCCGUACAGGACGGUAUGAGUUAUGGUUACGGUAAUAGGCGAGGCCGACGAGAGGGUCGAGGAUUUGGACAUGGAAACGAGGAUAGGUGGGACAGAGAAGCCGGGUCGAGCGGAGGGGGAUACCAGGGAAACUCGGGCUGGGAGUCCCGGGAGGAUCGGGGACGCGGUGGUGGCUCACGGGGUCGGCACCCGGGACACCUGAAAGGCCGAGAAAUCGGCCUGUGGUAUGCAAAGAGAGGAGGCAUAAAAAGGAAAGAAGAUGAGAGGAAAUCGAGAGCGGUAGUGCAGAUGGACGAGUCUAGAGAGGAGCACAUCACUAGACUGUUAAACACGGUCCAGAAAGAGCCUUGCGUUCCUGGAAGGGAUGCCCACCCCUCCACGUCUGAGAGCUGGCGCUCAGGGUCCAAGACAGGUGGACACAGCUACUUUGAUGGUGAAGAGCCACCUCCAGAGGUUCUCAAAAAGCCAAGUCCUGCAGAAGUGAAAGAGGCAGUGAAAGACAAAGACCUAGAGUAUCUGUUCCAGGACAUCACCAGAGAUUCCAGCCUAGACCAGGAGCUGAAGAGAGAUCUGCUUAAGAAAAGAGAAAACCCAAAGUACACAGAGAUGCUGAAUUUCCGGGAGAAACUUCCCUCGUACAAAAUGAAAGAGGAGCUGGUCCAGCUGCUCCGGGCCAACCAGGUUCUGGUGGUGAGCGGGGAGACGGGCUGCGGAAAGACCACGCAGGUGACCCAGUUCAUCCUGGACGACUACAUCGAGCGCGGCAUGGGCUCUGCGUGCAGGGUGGUGUGCACCCAGCCCCGCCGCAUCAGUGCCAUCUCCGUGGCAGAGAGGGUGUCUGCAGAGAGGGCUGAGGUGGUGGGGGAAGGGAACUCCUGUGGGUACCAGAUUCGGCUGCAGAGCCAGUUACCACGGAAACAAGGCUCGGUGCUGUAUUGUACGACGGGCAUCAUCCUUCAGUGGCUCCGCUCGGACCCACACCUGUCCAGCAUCAGUCACCUGGUCCUGGAUGAGAUUCACGAGAGGAACCUGCAGUCUGACGUCCUCAUCACCAUCGUCAAGGAUCUGAUCCGUCUCCGCGACGACCUCAAAGUCAUCCUCAUGAGUGCCACGCUCAACGCAGACAAGUUCUCCAAGUAUUUCGACAACUGUCCCAUGGUCCACAUCCCCGGCUUCACCUAUCCGGUGAAGGAAUACCUGCUGGAGGACGUGGUGGAGAUGCUCAGGUACCGGCCGCAGAGCCAGGACCGGAGGCCCCGGUGGAAGCGGCGCUUCAUGCAGGGGCAGAUGUCCCGGCCGGAGAAGGAGCAGAAGGAGGAGGAGUACAAGGAGAGCUGGCCCUGCUUUGCCCGUAUGCUGCGGAGCAGAUACUCAGACAGCACGGUCGAUGUGCUGGAGGCCAUGGACGAUGACGAUAAGAUCGACCUGGCGCUGAUUGUGGAGCUGAUCCGAUACAUCGUAUUGAACGACGACGAAGGGGCUAUUCUUGUCUUCCUGCCUGGCUGGGACAACAUCAGUGGGCUCAACGAUCUUCUCAUGGCCCAGCAGAUGUUCAAGUCAGAAAACUUUGUCAUCAUUCCGCUACACUCUUUGAUGCCCACUGUCAAUCAGACUCAGGUGUUCAAGAAGCCGCCUCCGGGCGUGCGCAAGAUAGUGAUCGCCACCAACAUCGCCGAGACCAGCAUCACCAUCGAUGAUGUGGUGUAUGUUAUUGACGGGGGAAAGAUCAAGGAGACGCACUUCGACACCCAGAACAACAUCAGCACCAUGACGGCCGAGUGGGUGAGCCUGGCCAACGCUAAGCAGAGGAGGGGCCGGGCGGGAAGGGUUUCCCCGGGGAAGUGCUACCACCUGUACAACAGCCUGCGCGCCAGCCUGCUGGACGCCUACCAGCUGCCUGAGAUCAUGCGCACGCCGCUGGAGGAGCUCUGCCUGCAGAUCAAGAUCCUGAAGCUGGGAGGGAUCGCCUCCUUCUUGCGCAAGGCCCUAGACCCGCCCUCAGAACAGGCAGUCCAGCUGGCCAUCACACACCUCAUGGAUCUGAACGCUUUGGACCGCAGCGAGGAGCUGACUCCCCUGGGGUUCCACCUGGCCCGCCUGCCCGUGGAGCCCCACAUUGGGAAGAUGAUCCUGUUUGGAGCUCUGCUGGGCUGCCUGGAGCCCGUACUGACCAUCGCUGCAAGCCUGAGCUUCAAAGACCCCUUCUUCAUACCACUGGGCAAGGAGAAGCUUGCAGACAUGAGGAGAAAAGUUUUGUCCAAAAACUCCAAGAGUGACCACCUGACCAUCGUUAAUGCCUUCUGGGGCUGGGAGGACGCUAAACGACGGGGCGGCAGAUUCGAAAGGGAAUUCUGCUGGGACAACUUCCUCUCAGCCAACACACUCCAGAUGCUGCACAACAUGAAGGGCCAGUUCGCUGAGCACCUUCUGGGCGCAGGCUUUGUCAGCAGCAAGAACCCCAAAGACCCCAGCUCCAACAUCAACUCCGAAAACGAGAAGCUGAUCAAAGCCGUUAUCGUCGCCGGGCUGUACCCCAAAGUAGCCAAGAUCCGCCCCAGCUUCAGCAAGAAGAGGCCCAUGGUGAAGGUUUACACUAAGUCAGACGGAAAGGUCAACAUCCACCCCAAGUCUGUGAAUGCUGAAGAGACAGAGUUUCACUACACCUGGCUCAUCUACCACCUGAAAAUGAAGACGAGCAGCAUCUUCCUGUACGACUGCACGGAGGUGUCGCCCUUCUCGCUGCUCUUCUUCGGCGGGGACAUCUCCAUCCAGAAGGACCAAGACCAGGAAACCAUCGCCGUGGACGAGUGGAUCGUCUUUCAGUCCCCCGCCCGGAUCGCACACCUCGUCAAGGAUCUGAAGAAGGAGCUCGAUUCUCUUCUCCAGGAGAGGAUUAAAAACCCUCAACCCGUGAACUGGAACGACACCAAGUCCAAGGACUGCGCCGUCAUCUCGGCCAUCAUCGACCUCAUCACCACCCAGGAGAGCCGCUCUGGCCAAGGCGCUGCCCCUAGAGGCGGAGACAGCUACUACGAUUAGCUGGGGCACGUGCACUGACCUUGGAUCAGUUUCAGCACUGCUGAAACCCCCCCCCCCACAGGGUUUUUUGAGGUGCUGAACAGAAAGCAGAUCAGCAAUGAUAGAGGCUUGACAAAAUGUUCAAACUGAUUUUUCAGUUUUUUUUCUUCUUUAUUUAACAAUGGAACGUUGCAAAAGGACUGCGCACGUUAAUGUUGAGGAUGAUUAUUUGUAUCUCUAAAAAACAAAUGCAAAAUACAAAAGUGAAAGUGUUAGACCUCACUGCUCGUAUAUUCUGUUAUUUGUGGAACUUUUGUUUUAUAUAGCUUCUUGUGCAUCCGGUGUACUGCAGUCUUGUUUGACCCCGUGUAAAAGCUACAUACGUGUGCAUUCAUGUUUUUUUACAUAUGAAGUGGCACAGGGGCUGCUGGGUGGCUUAUUCUUUUUAGAUAGCACGCUGUAGUGUAAGGAUGAACCCCACAGCCUGAUUGAAUCCAGACUGUGGCAGUGCCGUCUGUGGCCGAUAACUCCAUUGGGCGACGUGCAGUUGGCAAUCGCUGCCCUCCAGCACCCCCUGCUGGUGGAUCGGGCACUGCAUAUGAAUUUACUUCCUCCGAUUCCACUCCACGCGAGCGUAGCUGCUGUCAGUGUGUCAAGAGAAGCAACUGGGGACGCCACGUUACGUAGGAGAACCACGGACGUGUCCGUUCCAGAAUCGGCGGUGGGGUUGCGCUCGAAUGAGCCUGCGUUCGCAGAUAAUUGGACAAGUUCAGUCUGACGUUGCGUGCCAAGUUUUUAUGAUAAAAAAAAAAAAAGGAUGAGUGGCACAGUUGAGUCAUGUUGAAUUUCCCCCCCUCCCUUCACCCCUCACCCGUGCUAACCUAUUAAAGCUGGCUGAACGUCGAUUCAGACCGUCUUUCAUGGAAGCAGCUCCUGUUUGUACCUCUUAAAAAAAGAUAGUCACACCAAGGUCAGAACACAUUGUCAAAAUGAUAGUUUCAGUCUCUUUAAAUGCAAAAAAAAAAGUACUGGAAGCCUUUCCGUCAGUUCUGCAUCACAGCUAAAUGUCAUUUCAAGGUUUUGAGUCAGCAGAAAAUAAACUUUAUGUGCACCUUUAGGAAUUGAA
This is a messenger RNA of Anguilla anguilla (European eel), 4527 nucleotides long. RefSeq names its product DEAH (Asp-Glu-Ala-His) box polypeptide 36 (gene dhx36). The transcript is spliced from 25 exons. The record is from RefSeq and is a predicted model, not a curated record. The coding region runs from base 399 to 3422 and encodes 1007 amino acids. Gene Ontology annotation, cellular component: nucleus; cytoplasm; intracellular anatomical structure. Lineage: Eukaryota; Metazoa; Chordata; Actinopteri; Anguilliformes; Anguillidae. Gene Ontology annotation, molecular function: DNA helicase activity; ATP binding; G-quadruplex RNA binding.